AUGGCACGCUCUUCCUCUCGCACAGGUUCGUGGGCACGACGCCUCCCGUGCUGCGACGGUGACGGUAGAAAUAGGUUCGGUGGCAGCAACCUCUCCCGCGAUCUCCUGCCGUCGCUCGGUGCAACGGCACAGCAGCCUCAUCCCAGGCUCAGGAAAAACCUCGUGUCACCCUACGAUCCGCGUUACAAGGUCUGGGAGAUAUUUCUGAUCCUCCUGGUGGUGUACUCGGCGUGGAUCUGCCCGCUGGAGUUCGCGUUCCUGAGGUACCUGCCCAGGGCCCCUUUCGUCGUGGACGAUGUCGUCAACGGCUUCUUCGCCGUCGACAUCGUGCUCACGUUCUUCGUCCCGUACGUCGACAGCAAGUCCUACCUCCUCGUCGACGAUCACAAGAAAAUAGCAGUCAGGUACCUGUCGACUUGGUUUGCCUUUGAUGUGUGCUCGACAUUCCCGUUCCACUCCAUCAGCCUGCUGUUCAACAGGCACGAGCACGGCCUGGGCCUCAAGUUCCUCAAUGUUCUCAGGCUUUGGCGGCUUCGUAGGGUCAGCUCCUUGUUUGCAAGGCUCGAGAAGGACAUCCGGUUCAACUACGCAGUGAUCCGCUGCACAAAGCUCAUCUCCGUUACCCUGUUCUCCAUCCACUGUGCCGGGUGCAUCAACUACCUGAUCGCGGACCGGUACCCGGACCCGAGGCGGACGUGGAUCGGCGCCGUCAUGCCGGACUUCCGCGAGGCCGGGCUGUGGAUCCGCUACGUCACGUCCCUCUACUGGUCCAUCACGACGAUGACCACCACGGGGUACGGCGACCUGCACGCCGAGAACAGCCGGGAGAUGCUAUUCGGGAUCGCCUACAUGCUGUUCAACCUCUGGCUCACCGCCUACCUUCAUCGGCAACAUGACAAACCUCGUCGUCCACAGCACCAGCCGCACCAGGGACUUUGUAUGACGGAGGGCCUCAAGCAGCAGGAGACGCUGGAUAUCCUUCCCAAGGCGAUGCGGUCAAGCAUCUCUCUCUAUCUCUUUUUCCCGGUGGUGCAAGGGUCCUACUUGUUCAAGGGAGUUUCCUCAGGUUUCAUCCAGCAGCUGGUGACGGAGAUGCAGACUGAGUACUUGGCCCCAAAGGAGGAUAUCAUGCUGCAGAAUGACAAACCGUCAGACUUGUAUCUUCUUGUAUCAGGAGCAGUGGACAUUCUGGCAUUCCUAGAUGGAACAGAGCAGGUCUAUGGAAAAGCAGCCGAGGGAGAACUGUUAGGAGAGAUUGGGGUCAUGUCCAACAAGCCACAGCCAUUCACUUUCCGGACCACAAAACUAUCUCAGAUUCUAAGGAUCGGCAGGUCCAAGCUGAUGGACAUCGUGCAAGAAAACGCAGAAGACGGUCAGAUCAUCAGAAACAACUUUCAGCAAAAACUCCGCGUGGAGCAAAGACUGUACAUUGCAAUGCAUCAAGACGAUCCGGUCCCUGCAUUUGAACGGAGGAUGGAUCCCUAA
This is a messenger RNA of Miscanthus lutarioriparius, 1485 nucleotides long. NCBI's taxonomy places the organism in Eukaryota, Viridiplantae, Streptophyta, Magnoliopsida, Poales, Poaceae. The record is from the annotation of a GenBank genome assembly.